Messenger RNA from Malus domestica (apple), 3441 nucleotides. The record is from RefSeq and is a predicted model, not a curated record. Lineage: Eukaryota; Viridiplantae; Streptophyta; Magnoliopsida; Rosales; Rosaceae.
AAAUUAAAACUCAUAAAAAUUCAAGGGCCAAAGUGAGAAACAACUUACGCAGGCGAUAACAGCUCGCGCGGUUAUUUCCCAGGUUUCCUCGAAGUUCCGGCACUCUUAUCCCGUUCUCUUCACUUUUAGAAAUUUCUCUGACUCUCUGUCCCCUCUCAAUCUCUCUCUCUCUCUUCCACCAAACGACAGCUACUGAAGAGAGAGAUAAUGGUGGCGGGAAGCACAUGAGAUCCGCAGGAGGGUCGAAUUUACCAUUGUACCCAUCUCCCCGGCUGCUCCCGUCAUCCUCCUCAUAAACUCCCCCCAACGGACGUGUCCCUGCCGAGUCGACCCGCCUCCUCUCCUCCUUCGGACACGACACCGUCCUCGUCGCCUUCGAAUCCAAGCAACUCAUAAAUAUCCCCAAAAAAGAAGAAAAAAAAUGAAAUUUAAUAAUUUAAAAAAAAGAUGAAAUCUUUGCUCUGAAAAUCUCCGGAGGGUAAAGGGUUUUUCUUCCCUCCGCCGUUGAUUCGUCCACGUGGACUCCCCCAUUCUCUCCCUCUCUCCUCUCUCUCUCUCUCUUCCGGCGUGCCUUUGCCCUCUGUUAUGAAGUUCGCCGGUGAUUGCUUUCUCUUCUUUCCACGGAAUUUCCUUCUUUAUCAACAAGGUCCUCAUUUCUCUCUCACUCUACCCUUUUUCUCUCUCUAAAAUGCAUUCAGUGCAUGCUUCCAUAUAAGAAGCAUAGACAUAUAACCUUGUGUAUUUGUAUGUUGGAUUCUGGGUUGUUAAUCAUUUGUGAAUUGUGGGAAGCAGUGAUUGGUGAAGAAUUGGGCAGAAAGCAUGAACUUGAUGGGGAAAGGUGACGCUGCCCGCUGCAUUUUCCCCCUCACCGGUUUGCAAAUUGGAGACUUGCAGUCUUAUCUUUCGGAUCUUAGCCUUUUCCUGGCCCUCGAAAGCAAGAAAUUCUAUAUCUUGGUGGACAAUCGGCCAUGGCUGGGCGACCUAGGUUCGCGGUCAGCACACUUGUGGCAAUUGAUGGUUACCAAGUCAAGGUUGUCUCCUUUUGCAAACACUAAGGCGCGGAAGGUGAGAACAGAAGGAAAUGAUGCUUGCCCCAGACCAAAGACUGCAAAACCAAAGAAGCUUGCUAGGUGGUUCUCAUUAAUCAAGCAUCAGAAGAAGGUGUUGUUACCUGUAAAGAAGCUGCAGAGAUCUUUGCUUCUAAGAAGGGAGUUACAUAGGACCUUGUAUGGUUUUAUUGUAUUCGAAGUUGCAUGGAGCAAUGUUCGAGGUAUCAAUUACAUCAAUGAGCUUCAGACUGAUACGUCGCUGGCUAUAGAGGCUAAAUCCAUGCAAAGAUGGGAAUUUGACAGUAUUGCUCAAGCUGCAAGCUGCAUAUCUUCGUGGUUCUCAGGAACAAUCUCUGAGCAGCUACAGUUAAAAGAGCAUCUGAAUUCUUCCGUAGGAGAAGUUUUCUAUGAUGCUGAAGAGUUUCCAGAGACAGAAACUAUGGCGGUUGUUGAUGACAAUAUCUGUCACAAUAAUCUGCCCACUGGGGAAGAUUCUCUCCACUGCCUUAGUCGCAACUUUAGUGUUCAUUCUGAUAUCUGUGAAAAUAGGGCCGGUGUACCGCAUUCACCGCCUCCACCUACUGGACCCUAUAAGAGAAGGAAAAUAACAGCGUGUAUUAGUGCUGGAGUUGAAGUAGAUACUUAUUCAGAGGAAGUGCAAAGCCCUGCCUGUGACUCUGAAAGUUCUGAGACGUAUAAAUGUUACUUUGAAGAAGAAAUGCAAAACUCUGAGACUUAUUCCUGUUACUGUGGAGAUGAAAUGCAAAACUCUGAGACCAAUACCUGUGAUUCUGAAGAUGAGAUACCGGUGACUGCGAGGGCCUAUAUCAGUGAUUCUGAAGGUGCUGUUAAAGCUACUCCGUUCAGCAAAGAAGCUAUACCUGUAACUGUCAAUACCUAUACUAGUGAUUGUCAAGAUGCUGUUGAAUCUACCCAGUACAGGGAUGUGCUGAUUUUGUUCAGGUUCAAUCACCGUGACCUCCCAUUUAAACUAAGAGAAAUAAUAAUGUCUGAUCUCCGGUUGCUGACUUUGCUUGAGGCCGGGCUUCCAUCUUGGGUUAUCUUCCUUCAGUCAUACCCUGGGUUUUGCCAUAUCUAUCGCCCAUGGAUGUGCCCUCUGGCAAGAGCAUUGUAUGUGCUGAUCUCAGUUGUCACUGUUUUAAUUGGAUUUUAUGACCUAUACAAAAAUGUUCCAGUUCUCAAGGCAACUGCAUCUCGUCUUUGUGGGCCUCUAUUUGAUUGGAUAGAGACCUGGUCGAUGAUAUCAAGGAUUAAGUACUUGGGAACAAUGCUAUUUCUACACCACUCUCAGAAAGUUGUUCAGUGGUUUCUGGCAAUCAGGAGUACCACGCGAUCCUUUUUUUCAGUUCUAGCUCAGCCAUUGGUAGAACCUCUUGUGGAGUGUUUUGGAUUCCUCCUUCCAGUAUGGAACAUGCUUAUUGAUGUAUUAGAGAGCCUCUUUUCAGUCAUUUGGAUUCUGAUUGGAUCUUCAUGCAGUCUAGUCGGGAAUCUGAUUGAGGUUUUAGUGUUUCCAAUAUGGUUUCUCCUGUCAGCCAUCUGGAGCAUUGGAACUUCCAUUGUAUAUCCUAUAUUUUGGAUUCUAUGGGAAGUACUCUAUGCUCCGGUUCGCAUGGUCCUUUCACUAGCCAAUGUUAUAGUUUUUAUUGGUGCAUGCAUAUAUGAUACACUUCGAGAUAUCUGGCAAGUUAUUUGCAGCAUAUUCAAGUUUGCUUCAGCUUCCCAGGCAACUGUGAAAACGGUUGAAGUUUCCAUAUGGCGUUCACUUUGGAAUGACCUCUUUUCUCAGGUUUUCCGAGCUGUCAGGAGUAUAUUAAAUGGUUUUGUUGCAUUCUUCGUAGCUUGUAACAGGCAUCGCCUUAGCAUUUAUAAUCAUAUACAAGAGUUCACCCAAAGAUUCCUGGACCGAACCCAGAGAUCACAGCGUGAAGUUUCAAGACGUUAUAGGCGCAGCAGAGACUCGGAAUUUGUUCGAAGUAAGAAGGAAAAACAACCUUGAAUAGUUUUUCCACGGCUUUUGGAGGAUAACACUAUCAAUGGGGCACCACCUUCGACAAUGUGUGAAAUGCUUUCGGCCAAACAAGAGAACAUAAAGACGGCGGCAUAGUGUAAAGUGUAGGAGUUGAUGCGGGUGCUUCUGUUGUGUGCAUGUAGCACCUAUGUCUGAAUACAUACCAUAGGAAGAGCUCGGUUUCUUUUUUAUCCUUAAUUCUUUGCGGUCUUGUUUCUACAUGUGAAUUGUAGGGGGCAAACUAUUAGUUCAGUGUAUAUAAUGUUCAUUCGAUUAAUUCAUGUUUGAAUCUGAAUUGGUUUGUAAUCAAAACUAAUCUUAGGGCAUGUUUACUUGAUAGAAAUAGAAUGAGGAAUGGAUAAA